AUGCCCACUUGGUCCCAGAUCGACUUUUCUCGAUUCCUAGCUUCCUGGGCCGGCCAGGAUUGCUCUUGUCCUCGACAAUUAGGUGGUGAUGAUACCAACGAGCCCGAUACGAAUCUGGGAUUGUUCUUGGAGGACAGCGACGAGAUCGGCGCUGUGACAGAAGAAAUGGAUCGGUUGACGAUGAGAAUUGAGAAACCUGGUAGUAAUGGUGUACAUUUGGAGUCAAAGGGGUCCAGAAUUCCAUUACCUUGGGAGCUUUUGCAGCCUGCAUUGCGAAUUUUAAGGCAUUGUUUGUUGGCCCCAUUGAAUUCUCAGGAUGCUAAGGAUGCGGCUUCUGUUGCAGUAAGGCGAUUGUAUGCGCGGGCGUCUCAUGAUUUGGUCCCCCAGGCAAUUUUGGCUACCCAGAGUCUCAUUCAGCUUGAUAAGAGGACACGUGAGGCAGCCAAGACUGCUGCGGCUGCUAAUUCGUCUUCUAAUGCAAACACCCCGAGCAAAGCUAAGAAACCGGAUGUUUUUUUUGUCUCAAAAUGA
This is a messenger RNA of Pyrus x bretschneideri (Chinese white pear), 531 nucleotides long. RefSeq lists its product as uncharacterized. Bases 1 to 531 code for a protein of 176 amino acids. Gene Ontology annotation, cellular component: plasma membrane. The record is from RefSeq and is a predicted model, not a curated record. The transcript has a single exon. Gene Ontology annotation, biological process: phosphatidylinositol phosphate biosynthetic process; protein localization to plasma membrane. NCBI's taxonomy places the organism in Eukaryota, Viridiplantae, Streptophyta, Magnoliopsida, Rosales, Rosaceae.